Messenger RNA from Tricharina praecox, 1227 nucleotides. RefSeq lists its product as uncharacterized. Bases 51 to 1013 code for a protein of 320 amino acids. The transcript is spliced from 2 exons. The record is from RefSeq and is a predicted model, not a curated record. NCBI's taxonomy places the organism in Eukaryota, Fungi, Ascomycota, Pezizomycetes, Pezizales, Pyronemataceae.
AAAACUUUCCUAGCCCCCCCCCCCCGACUCAAGGCGGCAGGUCCGCAGCCAUGCCCCGCCGCAAAAACCGCUCCCGCCACAUCCUCCGGCCCAGCACGCCCACGCACACGGCCACCAACGAUGACUCCGGCUCCGGCGACGGUGGGGGAUGGUCCACCAUCCCCGGCCGCCACCGGGGCACGUUGCAUCUGCACCUUUCCAGCGCGGCACCCUUCCCCACCCCUCCCACCACCACCACCGCCACCACCAGCGCGCACCCGCCCCGCUCGCAAGGCGACCUCACCGCGGCACUGAGCCGCGCGCAGCGCAUGCUGGACGGCCACGCGCUGCUGCGGCCGCUGCACGAUGCACUGCCGAGGGAUGUGCGGGAUGUGCGGGAUGUGUGGGAAAUACUCGUGCUGGGGCUGGGGUCGCUACAUAGUGCUACCGCGCCGUCGUCGAUGCUGCAACUGGCUAUGGUGUUGAGUAUUCUGCCGUGGCUCGAGGGUACUGGUAAAGCGCCGGAGAUACGGUUUGUGGAUCCUGUCUUUACGAAUGAAGAUUUGGAGUUUUUGGGGCAGUUUGGGGGGGCUACGACUUCUACGACUUCUACGGGGGCGGGGGCGGGGGCGGAAGGGGAAGGGGAAGGGAUGACGGAGCAGGAGAAGGAAGAGUCGAAGGAAGAGGUAAAGGAAGAGGCAAAGGAGGCUACGAAGCCGGCGGCCGCCCAGGCGUCAACAAUCCUCCUCGCCCCCCACCUCGACUUCUCCGUCCUACACUCUUACUUGUCCCAUUGCGCAUCUACAUCCACCAUGCCAUCCGUGAUACUCUCCAACGACGUGCGGCGAUUUCUAGAGCUACGUAUCGGCGAAGAAUCCGAGUGGAAGGUGUUUCGCCGGUUGAUGCGGGAAGAGGGGGAGUACGAGGAGACUUCUGUCGUCGUUGGUGGGGGAAAGGGCAGGGAGCGCGGAGAGGAGACGACCGAGGAGCUGGGCAGGGCGUUUAAUGAUUUGGCGGUUUAUAGGCGCGUGUGAUGUGAGGUGAUGUGAUGUGAUGGGUGCGCUGGAUGGAGGGGAUAUUAGAGGGGUAUUAGAGGGCGUUAUGGGCGUUUUGCUUUGGAUAUCUACAGACGAGGUUUGAAGGAGUGUCAAUCAUCUGUGGAGGCGGGUAGGUCAUGCAACAAAGUAUGUACCGAACAGUCAAUUCAUCGUCACAAACGAAGGGUAUUCCUUUACUACUACUACCUAU